Molecule: messenger RNA, 4472 nt
Organism: Electrophorus electricus (electric eel)
Lineage: Eukaryota; Metazoa; Chordata; Actinopteri; Gymnotiformes; Gymnotidae
Gene: dnm2b
Product: dynamin 2b
Biological process (GO): receptor internalization; synaptic vesicle budding from presynaptic endocytic zone membrane
Cellular component (GO): synapse; plasma membrane; microtubule
Molecular function (GO): GTPase activity; microtubule binding; GTP binding
Source: RefSeq, a predicted model, not a curated record
UUUUCCCUUCAUCCCGUUAGCUGACUAGCUGGUGUCUUCGGAAUACAGUGGUGCGAUAUUUUAGCAAAUACCACUUCGUGAUAGGUAGCUGCUUAGCUAAAUUAACUGUGUGUCAACAUUGCUUGAAUAAUUAGCUAAGUACUGCUGUAAACGUUUUGGUCAGGGUGUCUAAUAAACUAGCAAACCUGGGUUAGUUUUCUAGCCUGCUAACGUCAGUCCUCAGGUCGUCGGACCCAAAGAUUUUUCAGAACUUCAGGUCGCUAGAUAAAGUUAUCCGAGGUUUUGUGUCAGCCAUGGGGAACCGGGGGAUGGAAGAGCUCAUUCCCCUUAUCAAUAAACUGCAAGAUGCGUUCAGCUCCAUUGGACAGAGCUGUAAUCUGGACCUGCCGCAGAUCGCUGUGGUCGGUGGACAAAGCGCGGGGAAAAGCUCCGUGUUGGAAAACUUUGUCGGCAGGGAUUUUCUCCCACGUGGUUCGGGCAUUGUGACUCGAAGGCCCCUCAUCCUUCAGUUGGUAAACAGCAAAGCAGAAUAUGCAGAGUUCUUGCACUGUAAAGGCAGAAAGUUUGUGGACUUUGAAGAGGUGAGGAUGGAGAUCGAGGCUGAAACAGACCGUAUCACGGGCUCGAACAAGGGAAUCUCCCCUGUUCCCAUCAACCUACGAGUCUACUCACCUAAUGUGCUGAAUCUAACUCUGAUUGACCUUCCUGGUAUGACUAAGGUGGCAGUGGGGGACCAGCCGCAAGACAUCGAGUUCCAGAUCAGAGACAUGCUGUUACAGUUCAUCACCAGAGAGAGUUGUCUGAUUUUGGCUGUCACACCCGCCAACACUGACCUCGCCAAUUCAGACGCACUCAAAAUCGCCAAAGAGGUCGACCCCCAGGGUCUGCGCACCAUUGGUGUGAUCACCAAACUGGACCUGAUGGACGAAGGCACAGACGCCAGAGAGAUCCUGGAGAACAAACUGCUGCCCCUGCGGAGAGGCUACAUCGGCGUGGUGAACCGCAGUCAGAAGGAUAUUGACGGCAGAAAGGACAUCCGCUCUGCUCUGGCUGCGGAGAGGAAGUUCUUCUUGUCUCAUCCUGCCUACAGACACAUGGCAGAGAGGAUGGGAACACCGCACCUGCAGAAAUCUCUCAACCAGCAACUGACCAACCACAUCCGGGACACUCUGCCUGGCCUACGCAGUAAACUACAGAGUCAGCUGCUCUCUCUGGAGAAAGAGGUGGAGGAGUACAAGAACUUCAAACCAGACGACCCCACCCGUAAGACCAAGGCCCUGCUGCAGAUGGUGCAGCAGUUUGGGGUAGACUUUGAGAAGCGUAUCGAGGGUUCAGGUGAUCAGGUGGACACUCUAGAACUUUCUGGAGGAGCCCGGAUCAACCGCAUCUUCCAUGAACGCUUCCCCUUCGAGCUCGUCAAGAUGGAGUUUGAUGAGAAGGAGUUGAGGAGGGAGAUCAGCUAUGCCAUUAAGAACAUACAUGGCGUGAGGACGGGCUUGUUCACCCCUGACCUGGCGUUUGAGGCCAUAGUGAAAAAGCAGAUCAUUAAGUUGAAGGAGCCCUGUCUCAAAUGCAUUUACCUGGUCAUCCAGGAGCUCAUCAGCACAGUCAGGCAGUGCACCAACAAGUUGAGUUCCUACCCGCGACUGAGGGAGGAGACUGAGAGGAUAGUCACGACCUACAUCAGAGAGAGGGACAGCAAGACUAAAGACCAGGUUAUGUUGUUGAUUGACAUUGAGCUGUCCUACAUCAACACUAAUCAUGAGGACUUCAUUGGUUUUGCCAAUGCCCAGCAGAGUUCUAAAGUGAACAAGAAGAGGACUGUGCCAAACCAGGUGAUCAGACGAGGUUGGCUGACGAUCAACAUUAGCAUAAUGAAGGGCGGGUCUAAAGACUACUGGUUUGUCCUCAGUGCUGAGUCUCUGUCCUGGUACAAGGAUGAGGAGGAGAAAGAGAAGAAAUACAUGCUUCCUCUUGAUAACCUGAAGAUCAGAGAUGUGGAGAAGGGCUUCAUGUCUACUAAGCACACUUUCGCCAUUUUCAACACUGAGCAGAGGAACGUGUAUAAAGACUUGCGUCAGAUUGAGUUGGCCUGUGACUCCCAGGAGGAUGUAGACAGCUGGAAAGCUUCCUUCCUGAGGGCGGGAGUGUAUCCUGAGAAAGACCAGGUGGAGAGUGAGGAAGGUGCUCCGGCUGACACCUUCUCUAUGGACCCCCAGCUGGAGAGGCAGGUGGAGACCAUCCGCAACCUGGUGGACUCCUACAUCAGCAUUGUCAACAAGAGCAUCAGGGACCUUAUGCCCAAGACCAUCAUGCACCUGAUGAUCAACAGUGCUAAGGAGUUCAUCCACUCGGAGCUGCUGGCUUACCUCUACUCUUGUGCGGAUCAGAACAGUCUGAUGGAGGAGUCGGCAGACCAGGCCCAGCGCCGGGACGAGAUGCUGCGUAUGUACCACGCCCUCAAGGAGGCGCUCCACCUGAUCGGAGACAUCAGCACCUCCACCAUCUCCACCCCGCUGCCUCCACCUGUGGAUGACACCUGGCUACAGAGAGACCCCAGCCCUCCUGCUCAGCACAAGCCUUCUCCAGCAACAGCGCCGCCACCUGGGCGCCCACCUGCAGUGCGGGGCCCCACUCCAGGCCCACCUCCUGCAAACCCUGCCCCUUCCUUUGUAGCCCCACCUAUCCCCUCCCGUCCUGGUCUGCCUCUUGUUAAUGCCAAUGCCUAUGGAGGUGGGACUCUGGAGCCAUUCCCCGCCCCCCCACCUCAGAUCCCCUCUCGGCCCACAAGAGUGCCACCCUCCCUCCCACCUGGAGUACCCAGCAGAAGACCUCCAGCAGCUCCUAACAGACCCACUAUUAUCCGCCCAUCAGAGCCGUCCCUGUUGGACUAGAAGAAAAACACACACCACACACACACACACAGCGCUUAUGGUGUGGGUGUGUGUUUUCAUUAUAACUAGCAUGGGCAAGAGUAUGUGUGCACGUGCGUGUGCUGGGGAGAUUUUCAGCCCAUAUCUUGCCAUUCUGCAAAGCACUUAGAUUAUUUUGUAAGCCGACUGGAUUAGUCUGAUUAUCUCGUAAACUGAUUGAUUAAUUCUUUACUAAAACACACUUUUUCAUAUUGUCAUAAAAAGUGAUUCCUGCAAAACCUUUAUUGAGCUUUAAAUAUCUGAUGGGGAGUCAUGGAUGGAGAAGGGAGAACAGUAAUCAACAUUAACAAAUCAAUAGUGUAACAUGGCUUGUUGCUCAGCUAUUUAAAUAUGAAAUAUGUAUCAUUUCUUGACUUUUUUUCCCUAUCCUUUGAAAAUUAACCUUUUUAGAUAUCUUCACAAUUUUCUUUUUGUAAGUUUCUGUCCAUGCCAUAGCACACGCGUGCCCUAUUGACUAAUAACUGCCAUAUAUUGGGGAUUAAUAUCUCAUCCCUGUGCCUUAGACACUAAUUAAUGACUCAUCACUGUGCCUUAGAGGGGAAUUACUAUGUUAACAAAUGCAUUUCAAACUAACCAAAACAUAUCAGAAUUACUAGAAAACUAUGUUAAUUAAUUAUUUUUAUAUGUUGAUAUUGGCCUGCUGUGCAUAAUUUUCUAUCUUACCCUCUGAUAUGCCACUACACUAUACCACACUACUAAUUAUUAAUCCCAACUGGAAAUGAGUCAUGUCUUUUACAACUGCCUUAAGUAUAACACUCCGUUUUUGGUUUGUUGAAUUGUUUUUUUACUUUCCAAAUGUGCUUUGUAAAUGUAUUUUUACCAUCUGAGGUGUAUGUACAUAUUUAUAAUUCUUUGAUGCAUAUCCUACACCUAACUCUGCAGGAAUUUUUUUAACACAAUGGAUUGACUUUUUUUCUGAAACCUUUUGACCCAGGGAAUAUUCAUUACCUAGCACACCUAGGAGAGAGAGGUUUAAUGUGGAGCUGAUCUGCCACUGUGUGCUGAAGUCCACUACACCAAAUCCCAUGACCUGAAGGUUACACCCUCCCUCCCUGCUGAUCAUGUUUGACCAAGUGCUUUACUUGUGGGUUCAAAGUUUGUGCUGAGACCAUUAUGCAGUUAAUGAUGCGAUGAGGUACAGUGAGUCCUUUGCCCUGAAGCCCAUUUCACAUCUGGGCCAUAGACAAGAGCUUGUGAAAUGUGUCUGUAAUUUCAAUUACUUAAAGUAUUGGUUUGUUUGCUUCUACAGAAAUACAUAUUUGUGUACUUAUUUUCCCAUAGUCUAAGUGCAAAUUGCACCACAUGGUGGCUUUUCAUGCCUGCCUGGGUGGGGGUUGGAGGUUUUGUUUUGUUUUUUUUUGGUUUGUUUGUCUGUUUUUGUUUUGUUUUAAGACGCUGUAUGACAUCUUGAAUUGUAUUUUGAUUGUCUUAAGUGCCUCCUUUAAUAAGUGCCUCCUCGCUGAGAAGAAUGAUGCAGACAAAUGUAAAAAGAAUGAGUAACUGGAAAAAGGGUUAAAUAAAUGAGAUUUAACUGCUUAA